This is a messenger RNA of Colletotrichum spaethianum, 1617 nucleotides long. Its product is annotated as histidine--tRNA ligase, mitochondrial. NCBI's taxonomy places the organism in Eukaryota, Fungi, Ascomycota, Sordariomycetes, Glomerellales, Glomerellaceae. The record is from RefSeq and is a predicted model, not a curated record. The transcript has 7 exons. Gene Ontology annotation, molecular function: histidine-tRNA ligase activity; ATP binding. Gene Ontology annotation, cellular component: mitochondrion; cytoplasm. Bases 1 to 1617 code for a protein of 538 amino acids. Gene Ontology annotation, biological process: mitochondrial translation; histidyl-tRNA aminoacylation.
AUGGCGCCCAAAUCGAAGUUCGAGCUGAAGACCCCCAAGGGCACCAAGGAUUGGUUCGGCAAGGACAUGCUCAUCCGCGAAAAGAUCUUCUCGCAGCUGAAGGGUGUCUUCCAGAAGCACGGUGGCAUGGAACUUGACACCCCCGUUUUCGAGCUGAAGGAGAUCCUGUCCGGCAAAUAUGGCGAAGACUCGAAGCUCAUCUACGACCUUGCCGACCAGGGUGGCGAGCUCACCUCCCUGAGAUACGAUUUGACCGUCCCUUUCGCAAGAUGGCUCGCCAUGAACAAGGACAUCCAGAGCGUCAAGCGCUACCACAUCUCAAAGGUCUACCGCCGCGACCAGCCUGCCAUGAACAAGGGCCGCAUGCGCGAGUUCUACCAGUGCGAUUUCGACAUUGCCGGCACCUACGACUCUAUGCUCCCCGACGCCGAGAUCAUCCGGAUCGUCGUUGAGGUCUUCGAGGGCCUCGGCUGGAACGGAAACUACACCAUCAAGCUCAACCACCGUAAGAUUCUCGACGGUAUCUUCGAGGUCUGCGGUGUGCCCGAAGACAAGAUCCGGACGAUAUCCUCUGCUGUUGACAAGCUCGACAAGCUCCCUUGGGCGGACGUGCGAAAGGAGAUGACCGAGGAGAAGGGUCUGGACGGAGAGGUUGCUGACAGGAUCGGCGAGUGGGUCGUCCAGAAGGGCAAGCAGGACCUCCUCCGGAAACUGCAGCGGGAUGACAAGCUCUCAGCCAACGCCUCGAUGAAGGCCGGUAUGGCCGAUCUCGAGCUCCUCUUCAACUACCUUGAGGCCUUUGGCGCCCUUGACAGGGUGUCGUUUGAUCUCUCCCUUGCCCGUGGUCUAGACUACUACACCGGUGUCAUCUAUGAGGUCGUCACGGAAGGAUCAGCACCUGCUGCUACCCCUGAUGCGGAUGACAAGACAGUCAAAUCUAAGAAGAAGAGCAAGAGCAAGGACAAGGAUGAUGAGGACCGCUCCGACGACCCCAGUGUUGGCGUUGGUAGUGUCGCCGCUGGUGGACGCUAUGACAACCUUGUUGGCAUGUUCUCUGGAAAGACCCAGAUUCCGUGCGUUGGUGUUUCUUUCGGUAUCGAAAGAAUCUUCAGCAUCACCAAGGCCCGGAUGCAGGCCGAGAGCGAAACUCCGCAAAGCACGGUCGACGUCUUUGUCAUGUCCUUGGGAUCCAAGGCCGGCCUGAUCAAGGAAAGACUCGAGGUCUGCUCUAAGCUAUGGGACGCAGGCAUCAAGGCCGAGUUCCUGUACAAAGUCAAGCCCAAGCUGCCGCCGCAGUUCAAGGCGGCCGAGUCCAACGCGACGCCGUUCGCCAUCAUCCUCGGCGAUGACGAGGUGCAGAAGGGCGUCGUCCGGAUCAAGGAGCUGGGUCUCCCUGAGGGCCACCCCCAGAAGGACGGCGAGCUCGUCGACAUGGCGUCGCUCGUCCCCGAGGUACAGAAGCGUCUGUCACGAAAGCGUGAGCUCGACGGCCUUGCCAGACAGGCCGAGGGCCUAAGGGUUGUCGGAGGUAUGCGGGGCGAGGACAUCAAGCCCGCGUCUGCAUCGGACAAGGUGGCAGAGAGCGCCGCCGAGACACCGGCUGCCGAUGUGCCAUAG